This is a messenger RNA of Thamnophis sirtalis, 1474 nucleotides long. NCBI's taxonomy places the organism in Eukaryota, Metazoa, Chordata, Lepidosauria, Squamata, Natricidae. The record is from RefSeq and is a predicted model, not a curated record.
AGAAGAGACCAUAACAUCUGCGAGCGGACGUUUCCAGAGAAUGAAGAAACAUACAUCGAGAGUGGCACCGUUAGAACCUUUCAGUCUUUCCACAUUAAAUUCACCUAGAUCAGACGGUGCCUCCCGAUCCUCUGUCGUCCGAUGCAAGCCGGGAGCCAACUGCCCCAGCACGCAGACUGGCCUCCGCAGGCAGCAUUCCCCUUUAUCCGCUGCUGAAGAUUCUGCUGCUCCCAUUCUAGAGCUGCAGAGUCGGAGUCCUUCUGGAUUUUGCCGGCACGGCAGAGGAGAGAGGCAGGACAGAUCAGGAGAAGAAGGGACACAAACUCAAGCUGAAAACAUCAGCCAGGAGAGCCACGCACAGACCCGCUGUGAGUCUUGUACAUCUACAUUUCUCAAGAUCCUCUGGGGAUUUCUAAUUAUUUUGUCAGUCUCAUCCUCUUGGAUUGGAACAACACAGAUUGUCAAAAUCACAUACAAGCACUUUGAUUAUCCAUUUUUCAUGACUUGGUUUUCUACAAAUUGGAAUAUUAUGUUUUUUCCCGUUUAUUAUUCUGGACAUUUUGCAACUGCCCAGGAAAAGCAGUCUCCAAUCAAAAAAUUCAGGGAAUGUAGUCGGAUCUUUGGCGAAGAUGGUCUGACGCUGAAACUCUUUCUUAAAAGAACCGCUCCCUUUUCUAUUUUGUGGACUUUGACUAACUACCUAUACCUGCUGGCUCUGAAGAAGCUGACUGCCACAGACGUCUCGGCCCUCUUCUGUUGUAACAAAGCCUUUGUCUUCCUGCUCUCGUGGAUUGUCCUGAAAGACAGGUUCAUGGGUGUCAGGAUAGUUGCCGCAAUAAUGGCCAUCACUGGAAUUGUUAUGAUGGCCUAUGCAGAUGGUUUCCAUGGCGAUUCAAUUAUUGGUGUUGCAUAUGCAGUUGGAUCUGCUUCGACCUCUGCGCUAUAUAAGCUUUCAACAUUUUGGUGAAUGUUGGUGUUGUGCUUACAUAUCCAAUCUUAAUAUCUAUUGGGACAGUACUCAGUGUUCCUGGCAAUGCAGCUGUUGAUCUCCUCAAACGUGAGGUGAUUUUUAGUGUCGUCCGAUUGGGAGCCACCAUCUUCAUCUGCCUUGGGUUCCUGCUAAUGCUUCUUCCUGAGGAAUGGGAUGAAAUUACACUGAGAUUUAUCAACAAUUUAAAAGAGAAGAAAAGUGAAGAGCAUGCUGAAGACGUGACUGAUUCAAACAUUCACUUCAGGAGCAGGAGUAGAGCGAAUGGGACGGUGUCUAUACCGCUGGCUUAGAGCUGGUGAUUGCACGACCAUGUAUAUUCUGUGAAUAUGAUUUAAUAAUUUUUUUCUCACCCACCUGUACACUAAAAAGGACAGUGAUGUUAAAGACCAGGGAUGGAUUAUAAAUUUAAUGCUCAACACAUUGGUAUGUAAAUGAUUGACAUUUGUACACUUGUCCAGCAGUAGGUGAAAAUAACCACAAUAA